Heterobilharzia americana is the source of this 1583-nucleotide messenger RNA. Lineage: Eukaryota; Metazoa; Platyhelminthes; Trematoda; Strigeidida; Schistosomatidae. The record is from the annotation of a GenBank genome assembly.
GCAUAGAUAUCGCUCGUCUUUUAAAUGCUAAUGAGUUUGCAGAAAAUUUGUGGUUUUAUUCCAGUUAUAGGAGCGCUUCGUCGAUCAUGUUACAAUAGUACCCGGAAGAACAUAUUACUCGAUGAGAAUACCAGACUAAUAUGCCAAGGGUUUACCGGAAAACAGGGGACUUUCCAUUCUCAACAAACUAUUUCCUACGGCACGAAGCUGGUUGGUGGUGUGUCUCCUGGAAAAGGUGGCAAUAUUCACCUUGGAUUACCUGUUUUCAACUCAGUAAUGGAAGCUAAAGAAGCUACAGGUGCGACAGCUACUGUUAUUUACGUACCACCGCCACAUGCUGCUGCAGCUAUUCACGAAGCCAUCGAAGCACAGAUUCCUUUGAUUGUCUGUAUAACCGAAGGUAUUCCGCAACAUGAUAUGAUACGCGUGCGAAAGCGUCUUACGGAGCAGUCUGCUUCCAGACUUAUUGGACCAAACUGCCCGGGGAUAAUAAAGCCAAAUGUGUGUAAAAUUGGUAUAAUGCCUGCACAUAUUCACAAGCCAGGAACAGUGGGCAUUGUAUCCAGAUCCGGGACACUAACGUAUGAAGCAGUCUUCCAAACUACACAGGUUGGUCUUGGUCAGUCUUUAUGUGUUGGGAUCGGUGGCGACCCAUUUAAUGGGACAAAUUUUGUUGACUGUCUCGAGGUAUUUUUAAGUGACCCUAGUACUGAAUCAAUUAUUUUACUUGGUGAAAUUGGUGGUGAGUCAGAAGAACAAGCUGCCGAGUACUUGAAACAACACAAUAGUGGUCCGAAUCGUAAACCAGUUGUAUCUUUCAUUGCUGGUGUUACAGCGCCACCUGGACGUCGUAUGGGUCAUGCUGGAGCUAUCAUUUCUCUGGGCAAAGGGGGUGCUAAGGAGAAAAUGGCGGCUUUAGAAAGUGCUGGUGUUCUUGUCACUCCUUCUCCAGCUCAGCUGGGUAAAACCAUUUUGAAAGCUAUUAGUGAACAUUCGCGUUCAUGAAGGAUCUGUUCUGUAGUAAAGUUUUUCAGAGUUUACCGGAGAUUAUCAUUCAUAUUCUUCCUCUGCUCUGCACAAAUUUCGUUUCCAUUUCAAACCACAUGAAGAUUGAAUGAAAAUCAAGUUGCUUUUUUUGGAAGCCGUCUUUCAGAUUCACUUAUCAGCUAUGAACCUCUUUCAGUAUUCAUCUUACAUCGUUAUACUCUCAACAUUCAACAUAUCUACUUUAGUGAAUAAAUAAGUGUUUAGGUUUUAAUUUUUGAACCUUAUAUCGUUAUAUCUUCCCUUGUAUAGGUUUUCGAUUUUUGAACUACCGUUUUUCUGUAUUCAGACUGAUUAGAAUUUAUUCAUCUGUAACUUAUUUCAUAGUUGAUUGAAAUAAUGGUCAUUGAAGUGAUACUGAUAAAUGUUUUUCGAUUAUUGUCUGAUGAAUGAUAAUAGAUAAAGGGAGGUUUCAACAUGACUUGUAUUACCUUUGUGGUGGAAGUUCAUAAUUAUGCGUUUGUCUUAUUGACGUUAUUAUCUUGGAAAUUAUAAUUAUGGAAGGAAAUUAAACUUUUGGCGGUAACUUUUUAUUUUUC